AUGAGUAAUGUACCCAACCAAAAUGGAUCAGGUCUAGAGCAGCAACUUGCUGGUCUGGACUUGCAGAGCGGCCAAAGUCAAAAAAAUAGUGCAUUAGUUGGCCGUUACAUUCCUCCACAUUUGCGUAAAAAGCAAUUAAGUGGUUCUGGCGAGGACAAUCACUAUUCUGAACGUGAUUCUUCCUCAGCAAAUCGGGAUUAUAAUCGACACGAGAACAGAGGCGGAGGAAGUUCAGGAUAUCGUGGUGGACAAGGUAGUGGUGGACGCGUUAGUUCAAGCUCAGAUUACAGUAAUUUUUCAAGAAAUAAUAAACGAUACGAUGAUAGAUCGUGCGCCAAUGGAGGUGAUAGUUACGACAGAGACAGACGUUCAUACGGAACUUUAUUUAUAUUUAGGGAUGCUUGGCGAAGCAAUAGUGGCAACAGAGGAGGUAAUAAUAGUGGAAACAGAUGGCAAGACCGUGAUGAUGGACCCCCUGUUAGAAAUGAUCGCUGGCAGGAACCGGUUCGUGACGACCGCAGGUAUAGUGAUCGCAGAGGAGAACGAGGAGGAGGAUCAUCAAGAUGGAAAGAAAAUUCUGAAUCAGGCUGGACCGUCCCAACGGCAAGGGAUGAGCGCCUUGAAAUCGAAUUGUUUGGGACGGGCAAUACAGGUAUUAACUUCAGCAAAUACGAAGAUAUACCCGUGGACGCGACUGGCGAAAACGUCCCACCUCAUAUUGAAUCAUUCAGUGAGAUCAAGAUGACAGAAAUAAUUUCAAAUAAUAUAAUGUUAGCUCGUUACGACAAACCCACUCCCGUUCAAAAAUAUGCAAUACCAAUAAUAAUGAGUCGGAGAGAUCUUAUGGCCUGCGCUCAAACCGGAUCCGGAAAAACUGCGGCUUUUCUCGUUCCUAUUUUGAACCAAAUGUAUCAGCGCGGUCCUCAAAAUAAUCGGCCUUACAGCCAUCGAAAACAGUAUCCCAUGGGACUCGUACUUGCUCCGACUCGAGAGCUCGCUACUCAAAUUUAUGAUGAAGCUCGUAAAUUUUCGUACCGCUCCAGACUUCGACCUUGCGUCGUGUACGGUGGUUCUUAUCUUCAAGAUCAAUUUCGCGAAUUGGAGAAAGGAUGCCAUCUUUUAGUUGCAACGCCCGGUCGAUUAGCAGAUAUGUUGGAUAGAGACAAAAUUGGACUCGAAAAUUGCAAGUUUCUGGUGCUCGACGAGGCUGACCGCAUGCUGGACAUGGGUUUCGAGCCUCAAAUAAGAAGAAUUGUUGAAAAAGAUAUGCCGAGAACAGGAGAAAGGCAAACAUUGAUGUUUUCUGCUACUUUCCCUGAUGUUAUACAGGCGGAUAAACGAUCUUUCUUAUUAGACCUCCUAAAUGCUACGCGUUAUAAAAAUGGAACCGAAUCCUUGACAUUGGUUUUUGUUGAAACUAGAAAAGGAGCUGAUUGUUUGGAAGAAUAUCUUCAUUAUCAGGGCUAUCCGGUGAGUUGUAUUCACGGUGAAAGGUCACAACGUGAAAGAGAAGAUGCUUUAAGAAGAUUUCGAAGCGGAGAAACUCCCAUACUUGUGGCUACAGCAGUUGCGGCAAGAGGUCUCGACAUCUCUCACGUUACUCACGUAAUUAAUUUCGAUUUGCCAUCGGAUAUUGAAGAAUACGUUCACAGAAUCGGGAGAACCGGUCGUAUGGGAAAUUUGGGUGUAGCCACGUCUUUUUUCAAUGAAAAAAAUCGAAACAUUGUACGGGAUUUAGUUGAAUUGUUAACGGAAACAAAUCAGGACCUUCCGAAAUGGUUGGAAGCGUUCGCAUCCGACAUGAACGCUCCGCAGACAUCCAGGAGAGGAGGAGGUUCGAAAACUCGUUUCGGAGGAGGUUUCGGAGCCAGAGACUAUCGUCAACAAUCUAAUUCACGUUCUGGUGGAAACCAAAACUCAAGAAGUGGUUAUAAUUCGUAUGGAAGUGGUAAUCCUUCUCACCAAGGAUUUUACAUGAAUCACGAAAGUGGCUAUGGAGGAUCAUAUUCGACUCCGAACAAUAGUAGCAAUGGACCUGAUUGGUGGGGUUCCUGA
Messenger RNA from Pediculus humanus corporis (human body louse), 2055 nucleotides. Its product is annotated as DEAD box ATP-dependent RNA helicase, putative. Gene Ontology annotation, molecular function: RNA binding; RNA helicase activity; ATP binding. Gene Ontology annotation, biological process: cell differentiation; gamete generation. Lineage: Eukaryota; Metazoa; Arthropoda; Insecta; Psocodea; Pediculidae. The transcript is spliced from 11 exons. The record is from RefSeq and is a predicted model, not a curated record. Gene Ontology annotation, cellular component: P granule; nucleus. Bases 1 to 2055 code for a protein of 684 amino acids.